Messenger RNA from Hyaena hyaena (striped hyena), 573 nucleotides. It is a transcript of the gene ASCL5, whose product is annotated as achaete-scute family bHLH transcription factor 5. Gene Ontology annotation, molecular function: protein dimerization activity; DNA-binding transcription factor activity, RNA polymerase II-specific; RNA polymerase II transcription regulatory region sequence-specific DNA binding. Bases 1 to 573 code for a protein of 190 amino acids. NCBI's taxonomy places the organism in Eukaryota, Metazoa, Chordata, Mammalia, Carnivora, Hyaenidae. Gene Ontology annotation, biological process: developmental process; regulation of transcription by RNA polymerase II. The record is from RefSeq and is a predicted model, not a curated record. The transcript has a single exon.
AUGAACAAUAACUUCUGCCGGGCCCUGGUGGACCGGCGGGCCCUGGCGCCCCCCAGCUGCAUGCAGUUGGGCGUCGUGCCCCCUCCGCGCCGGGCGCCCCUGCCCCCCGCCGAGACCCUGGGCAACGUGCCCUUGCUGCUGUACCCGGGCCCGGCCGAGCCGCAGUAUUACGACGCCUACGCGGGCGUGUUCCCCUACGUGCCCUUCCCGGGUGCCUUCGGGGUGUACGACUACCCCUUCGAGCCCGCCUUCAUCCAGAAGCGCAACGAGCGCGAACGGCAGCGGGUCAAGUGCGUCAACGAGGGCUACGCGCGCCUCCGCGGCCACCUCCCCGGCGCCCUGGCGGAGAAGCGGCUCAGCAAGGUGGAGACCCUGCGCGCCGCCAUCCGCUACAUCAAGUACCUACAGGAGCUGCUGAGCGCGGCCCCCGACGGCUCGCAGCCCGCGGGCUCCCCGCCCGACUGUCCGGGCGACGGCGAGGCCCGGGGGCCCGCCUCCCUGGUGCCCGAGUCGUCCGAGGCCUCCUGCUUCUCCUCCUCGCCUUUCUUUGAGUCGGAGGAAUCCAGCCACUGA